This is a messenger RNA of Carassius auratus (goldfish), 2247 nucleotides long. Its product is annotated as heparan sulfate glucosamine 3-O-sulfotransferase 6-like. The record is from RefSeq and is a predicted model, not a curated record. Gene Ontology annotation, molecular function: [heparan sulfate]-glucosamine 3-sulfotransferase activity. The transcript is spliced from 2 exons. Lineage: Eukaryota; Metazoa; Chordata; Actinopteri; Cypriniformes; Cyprinidae. Bases 309 to 1400 code for a protein of 363 amino acids.
GAGAUGAACGGGUAACCCUGGUCACCCGAAGCAGCACGACUGCGGGACCUCAAGCCAAAGAAGUCCCAUCAGUCCAACAGAAAGAACAUAAAGAAAAGUUAUAAUUCGUUAUGUUACGUCUCUGGAUAAGUCAUCAUCGCGCAAAUAUGGCGUGCAUUUGAUUUAGUGACUCUGAGACGCAAAAAAAAAAAAAAAACAAUGUGAUUCUCACUAAAGGUUUAGUCUUGCAACAAAACCCUGUUAUUUUACACUUAAUACGGCAUGAUUCCUCCGUUUAAAGUUUUGUUUCUUGCGACGCAAAGACACUCAUGGGAUGUUGGACAACGAGUUGCGACUUGGGACACCUGAAAGCGCGCUCCAAGGUGUCUGUGCUCUUUACCAUGAUCCUCAUAUUCACCUAUUUAUUCUACUGUCUCACCGGAUACUGCGAUUCCAUGCCGAGUCCGCUGUUCGUCCAUCAGAAUUUCAGAAGCAAACUUUUCCCAAAGGAAGCGAAGAAACUGUCGCACUGGAACGGCUCCGUCGUUCGCGAACUGCCCGAGCAGGAUGCGACAGACGUGGAAGAGGAGAAGCGGCAGCGAGGUUUAGCUUAUGACAGCAAUCUCUCCGUGUCAAACAACUUUGGGACCAAAGAGUUUCCUCAGGCAAUUAUUAUCGGCGUGAAAAAGGGAGGAACGCGCGCGCUUCUGGAGUUCCUGCGCGUGCAUCCAGACGUGAGAGCCGUGGGCGCGGAGCCGCACUUCUUCGACAGGUUCUAUGAGAAGGGGCUCCAGUGGUACCGGAAUCUAAUGCCGCGUACUUUAGAUGGCCAGAUCACCAUGGAGAAAACACCCAGCUACUUCAUCACCCGUGAAGCAGCGCCCCGCGUCUUCUCCAUGAGCCGCAGCACCAAACUCAUCGUGGUGGUCCGUGACCCCGUGACCCGGGCCGUGUCGGACUACACUCAGACUCUGACCAAGAGUCCCGGCCUGCCGUCCUUCCAGAAUCUGGUCUUCAAGAACUCCACCACGGGUCUGAUCGACACGUCCUGGAGCGCCGUGAGGAUCGGCAUCUACGCCAAACACCUGGAGCACUGGCUCAGGUAUUUCCCACUCGCGCAGUUUCUUUUUGUGAGCGGGGAGAAGCUGGUGACGGACCCCGCGGGAGAAAUGGGCCGGGUGCAGGAUUUCCUGGGACUCAAACGGGUGGUGACCAAUAAGCACUUCUACUUUAACCAGACUAAAGGCUUCCCCUGCCUCAAAAAGCCCGAAGGAAGCAGCAGACCGCGAUGCCUGGGGAAAUCGAAAGGCAGACCGCAUCCACACAUACCAGCAGAAGUGCUGCACAGACUCAGGGAUUUCUACAGGCCUUUCAACAUGAAGUUCUACCAGAUGACUGGUCAGGACUUCGGCUGGGAAUAAACACUUGCAGGACCCUUUCUGAUAAUGCAGAAAACAAUGAAACUCUUAAUUUAUGACUGAUUGAUAUUGAUUGUCAGUAUCUACACCCUGAGUACUCGCAGAAAUUACUAGUAAAUUUCACAAUUAAUUACACACACACACACAAAUGGCAAGUGCAAACAAAGAGAUUACUGGCCACACACUGAAUGUAAUCCAAGUUGAAAAGGGUAUAGCAACAAUAUAUCUUAUUAUAUAAACAUCAUAGUGUACAGUGUGAAUGAAUUCAAAACUAAACCAGCACAAGCAAACAUUUCAGCACAUUGUUUUUUUGUUAGUUUUUUUAGUGCUCACAUGACAACAACUAUUCACCCUUUUUCUGGAUUACUAAUUAGAGAUAAUUAGCUGGAUUCAAUUAACAGGUGGACCUCAAAGAAAAUGUGGCAAUUAAACUAAACCAACAUAUAUACAAGAACAACAAAUAGUAUACAUUUUAUAAGUAUGCAAAUCAUGCAAAAAGUCUUUUAAAAUGAAAUUUCAAUAAUAAAAAUGAUUAAAAAAAAAUACAAAUAAUAUAAAGCCCCACCCCACACAAAAAAAAUACUUUCAUCAUGCAUUCUUGAAGAUUAUUGCAUUGAAACAUUUUUAUUUCAUACUCCUCCUCAUCGCAUGCAUUUUUUGCAUUUAUUUUAAAGUAUAUAUGUGCCUUUUAAAAUGCAUUUCACAGUAUACAUGUGCAUUCAAAACGUGCAGUUUACAGUAUAUAUUUGGUUUGCAAAGGAUUCAACUGAGAAUUAUCUCAAACAGUCUGAACAGAAUACCGACUCUGUGAUGUCUGCUGCUUAAACGGUCGCUUAUUUCAGAUGCCCAU